Messenger RNA from Sceloporus undulatus (fence lizard), 2424 nucleotides. RefSeq names its product gastrula zinc finger protein XlCGF57.1-like. The coding region runs from base 537 to 2237 and encodes 566 amino acids. The record is from RefSeq and is a predicted model, not a curated record. Gene Ontology annotation, biological process: negative regulation of transcription by RNA polymerase II; regulation of cytokine production; regulation of immune system process. The transcript has 6 exons. Lineage: Eukaryota; Metazoa; Chordata; Lepidosauria; Squamata; Phrynosomatidae.
GAGAAGAGGAAGAGGAGGAGGAGGCAUAAAAGGGGACAUUGUGGGAGAUGUAUUACAGUAGGUCCUAAGCGUUUCCAGGAAGAAAGAAAAAACAUCUCUUUUCAAGGAGGAGGCAGUAAAGAGGUGGCAUUUGUGGUCUUGACACGCUGUAAUGUAUUGUCAAAGAAACUCUUCCUUCCGUUUAACAUAUGAAAGAAUUCUGCUUUCCCCCUGCUCCUUUUUCCUUUUUCUCAUCCAUGCUUAGAAGAUAUGAAUUGGGAAUGAAUACAUCCAGCUGCAACCCAUUGGCUGCCAUCCUGCACCCACUUUCCUGGGAGUAAAGGUCCCACCAACUCUUCUUAGCCCAGAAGACUGCCUGUGGCCUUUGAGGCAACAGACAAACUCAGCCCCCUUCUGAAAAUGGAAGCAAAUAGAUCUGGAAGAAGAAUAAAACUGGGAAGAUGGAAAGCACUGCCAUGUCACCAAAGGACUAAUCCAGAUCCUCUCUUUUUUGGAGUGGAGAAGAAAUAGCUGCCAAACCCACCCCCUCUCAAUUCAUGACCUUCAAGGCUACAAGCAGGUAUCAAGGAGACCACGUUUUCAGACAUCCAGGACAGGCCCGCCUGAUCUCCAGACUUCCAGAGAGAGGAGUGUUUCUGUUGAAUUCCUCCUCCAUGAAAGAAACUGCAGGAAAAAUGCCCUCAGAACAGGUGACCUUUGAGGAUGUGGCUGUGUAUUUCACAGAGGAGGAAUGGACAUUGUUGGAUCAGAACCAAAAAUCUUUAUACAAGGAGGUCAUGAUGGAAAACUAUGAGAAUGUGUCUUCUAUUUUAGAUCACUGGAAGAAGGUGAACAUAUGCACUGAUCUGCAUCUUAUGAGCUGCCAGAGACUCUGUGUACCAGGCAAUGCUUAUAGAUGGCAAGAGCAAGGAGAAUGUUUUGUUUCUAAUUCACAUCUUGUGAGCUAUACAGGAGACCAAACAAGAAAGAAAGCAUACAAAUGUCAAGAGUGUGGGAAAGGUUUCACUUGCCGGUCAAAUGUUGUGACUCAUCAGAGAAUCCACACAGGAGAAAAACCAUACAAAUGCCAGAAGUGUGGAAAAUGUUUUGGACAGAAGUCAAACCUUUUGACUCAUCAGAAGAGUCACACAGGAGAGAAACCAUACAGCUGCCAGCACUGUGGGAAACAUUUUGCUCGCAAUUCAUUCCUAGUGCUCCAUCAGAGAGUCCACACAGGAGAGAAACCGUACAAAUGCCAGCAGUGUGGAAAAUGUUUUGCUCAUAAGUCACACCUUAAGAGUCACUUGAAAGUCCACACAGGAGAGAAACCAUACAAAUGCCAGGAGUGUGGAAAAUGCUUUGCUCACAAGUCACACUUUUUGAGGCACCAGAGAGUCCACACAGGAGAGAAACCAUACAAAUGCCAGGAAUGUGGGAAAGGUUUUGCUUGCUGUUCAAGCCGUUUAAGACAUCAGAAAGUCCACACGGGAGAAAAACCAUUCAGAUGUCAGCAAUGUGAAAAAUGUUUUGUUCACAAGUUAAAUCUUUUGAGCCAUCAGGAAAUCCAUACAGGAGAGAAGCCAUUCAAAUGUCACCAAUGUGAAAAAUGUUUUGUUCACAGACCAAAUCUUUUGAGGCAUCAGAGAAUCCACUCAGGAGAGAACCCAUACAAAUGCCAACAUUGUGUGAAAUAUUUUUCUGACAAGUCUACCCUUGUGACCCAUCAAAGAGUCCACACAGGAGAGAAACCAUUCAAAUGCCAAGAGUGUGGAAAAUGUUUUGCUGACAAAUCUGUCCUUGUGUCUCAUCAGAGAGUCCAUACAGGAGAGAAACCAUACAAAUGCCAGCAGUGUGGAAAAUGUUUUGCUCGCAAGUCAGACCUUGUGAGUCAUGAGAGAGUCCACACGGGAGAGAAACCAUACAUCUGCCAGCAGUGUGCAAAAUGUUUUGCUCACAAGCCAGAUCUUUUGAGGCAUCAGAGAAUUCACACAGGAGAAAAACCAUACAAAUGCCAGCAUUGUGGGAAAUGUUUUGCUCAUAAUUCAGCCCUUGUGAGACACCAGCGUCUCCACACAAGAGAGAAACCAUACAAAUGUCAGAAGUGUGGGCAAUGUUUUGUUCGCAGGUUAUCCUUUGAGACUCAUCAGAGAGUCCAUACAGGGGAAGAGCCACUUAGAUGUCAGGACUGUGGUCAAUGUUUUUCUCGGAAUUCACAGCUUUUGAGGCAUCAGAAACAUCAUAUUAUAGAGAAAGCGUAGAAUUACCAGCGGUAUGGAAAGUGUUUUCUUUAGAAAGACUCUCUUGAUACAUCUAAGUUGUGUCUUAUAAAGCUCUAUCAUGAUCUCAUUUCUGCUUCACAGUUUUAAUUUUAAUGUAUCUUGCACUUUGGCUUUGAUCCACCACUGAAGGGUCAGGCAGGCAGGGGGCAUGUGUGGUGGGUUCCCC